AUGCAGGCUGAGGGGGACAUUGAGGGUGGGCGGCUCGAUGACAAUCAAGGACGCAACCGUAUUUCAAAUGGCGAGGACCAUAACACGAUACCAGUUGCUAAAGAAGAGAAAGACUCGACUCUGGUGGACUGGAAUGGCCCCGACGAUCCGGAAAACCCUCAAAACUGGAGCGCAUUGCGGAAAUGGAUGAUCACAACCAACAUGGGUUUGGUGGCAUUUUGUGCUACUUUCUCCUCCAGUAUUUUUAGCACAGCGACCGCUGCCACGGCUUCCGAGUCUAAUGUAUCUCAGGAGGUUAUGAUCCUGGGGACUUCCGUGUUUGUCCUAGGAUUCUCCUUCGGGCCAAUAUUUUGGGGCCCACUAUCAGAAAUAUUCGGCCGGAGGAUACCUCUAUUUACCGGAAUAAUCGGCUUUGUCGUCUUUCAGAUACCUGUUGCUGUCGCCAGUAACGUACAAACAAUUGUGAUCUGUCGAUUUAUAGGGGGCUGCUUUGGGGCAGCACCACUGGCAGUUGUUGGCGGGGGGUUGGCCGAUAUCUGGAAUCCGGUAGACCGGACAAUGGCCAUCUGCAUCUUCGCUGGAGGCACUUUUAUCGGCCCCGUGGGUGCACCUAUUGUCGGCGGCUUUAUUGUCGAUUCGCACCUUGGCUGGCGACGGACACUUUGGAUUACACUCAUAAUGUCUGUGUUCUUUAGUAUCAUCGGCUUUUUCACCAUUCCAGAAACCUCACCAUCGGCCAUUCUGCAACAUCGCGCUAAGAAUCUCCGUUAUCAGACGAAGAAUUGGGCACUUCACGCCAAGGCAGAUGAACACCGCGUAGAUCCAUGGUCCAUUGUCACUGUCUAUCUAGCGCGGCCAUUGACAAUGCUUUACCAGGAGCCAAUCCUCCUCCUCAUGACACUAUACAUGUCCUUCAUCUAUGGUAUUCUCUAUCUAUUUUUCGAGGCCUUUCCCAUUAUCUUCCAGGAGAAUCGUGGGUGGAAUGAAGGGGUCAGCGGUCUGCCCUUCCUAUCCAUUAUUAUCGGCGUCAUUAUGGGAUCCGUUAUAAUGGUUUAUUCAACGAAAACUCGCUUUGUGAGAAAAUAUCGAGAAAAUGGCAACAAAUUUGUCCCCGAGGAACGCCUACCACCCAUGGUCCUCGGCGCUAUCGUUCUCCCCAUCGGUUUAUUCUGGUUUGCUUGGACUGAUAAUCCUCACAUCCUGUGGGUACCCCAGGUCAUAGCUGCUGCGCCUGUUGGCAUGGGCAUCUUCAUCGGAUUCUGGCAAGGGCUCAAUUACUUAAUUGACUGCUAUGGACCUUCCUCGAACAGUGCCAUUGCAGGAAAUACCUUCUUGCGGUCUCUUGCUGGUGCCGGGUUCCCGUUGUUUGCUACUCCAAUGUAUCAUAAUCUCGGUGUUCCAUGGGCAACAUCUCUUCUCGCAUUUCUUUGUAUCGUCUUCGUCCCAGCACCUAUAGUGUUUUAUUACUAUGGUGCCCGUAUUCGGAGCUGGUCCACCAUGACUGCGAAGUAA
Talaromyces proteolyticus is the source of this 1512-nucleotide messenger RNA. Its product is annotated as major facilitator superfamily domain-containing protein. The record is from RefSeq and is a predicted model, not a curated record. Gene Ontology annotation, molecular function: transmembrane transporter activity. NCBI's taxonomy places the organism in Eukaryota, Fungi, Ascomycota, Eurotiomycetes, Eurotiales, Trichocomaceae. Gene Ontology annotation, biological process: transmembrane transport. The coding region runs from base 1 to 1512 and encodes 503 amino acids. The transcript has 2 exons.